Messenger RNA from Olea europaea var. sylvestris, 2937 nucleotides. RefSeq names its product fimbrin-5-like. Gene Ontology annotation, biological process: actin filament network formation; actin filament bundle assembly. Gene Ontology annotation, cellular component: actin filament; cytoplasm; actin filament bundle. Lineage: Eukaryota; Viridiplantae; Streptophyta; Magnoliopsida; Lamiales; Oleaceae. The transcript is spliced from 16 exons. Bases 327 to 2582 code for a protein of 751 amino acids. Gene Ontology annotation, molecular function: actin filament binding. The record is from RefSeq and is a predicted model, not a curated record.
UUCGUAACUGGCUCAUAUUCUCUUCUUCAUAGGCUUUGCGUGUCAACUGCCCAAAAUUUCAUUUCUUUUCCCUUUGCCGAAGCAAUCACUAAGAUAUGUAUGUAUAUUGACAGAUUAUAAAUUAAUCUACAAAGAAAGAACAGGAAAACCCAGUUACUGAAACAUCGGAUUUUCUUCAAGAUAUAAUUGAAGAUAUACUGAAGUAUUGUGUAUAUAUUCCAUGGAUCGAGACAAUAUUUAGAAUCGUGGGUUGCUGAUUAGUCUUAUCAUUGGUGUGCGUUCGAUCAUUUCCCCCGUGAUUUGUGGAAGCGCGGGGCGUCGAAGAGAUGUCUAGUUUUGUGGGAGUUAUCGUGUCCGAUCAAUGGCUUCAGAGCCAGUUUACGCAAGUUGAACUUCGGAGCCUCAAAUCCAAAUUCAUAUCUAUAAAGAAUCAGAAUGGCAAAGUUACAGUUGGGGAUUUACCACCUUUGAUGGCAAAACUAAAGGCUUUCAGUGACAAGCUCAACGAGGAGGAGAUCAGGAGAGUGUUGGAAGAAUCAAAUUCUGAUUUUACUGAUGAGAUUGAUUUUGAAGGCUUUCUCAAGAUGUAUUUGGAUUUACAAAGUCGAGCUACUGCCAAAGGGGGGAAUUCAAAAUACUCGUCAUCAUUCCUUAAGGCCACUACAACCACCCUUCUUCACACUAUCAAUGACUCUGAGAAGGCAUCAUAUGUUGCUCAUAUCAACAGCUACCUCAGAGAUGACCCGUUUUUGAAGCAGUUCCUUCCCAUCGAUCCUUCUUCAAAUGCUUUAUUUGAUCUUGCAAAAGAUGGAGUCCUACUAUGUAAGCUAAUCAAUGUUGCUGUACCUGGGACAAUAGACGAGCGGGCUAUCAACACCAAACGGGUACUCAAUCCAUGGGAAAGAAAUGAGAAUCAUACACUUUGCCUUAACUCUGCAAAAGCUAUUGGCUGUACAGUAGUCAAUAUUGGUACUCAAGACUUGAUUGAAGGAAGACCUCAUUUGCUACUCGGGUUAAUUUCUCAAAUUAUAAAGAUUCAACUACUGGCUGAUCUCAACCUCAGAAAGACACCCCAGCUGGUAGAACUGGUGGAAGACAACAACGAUGUUGAGGAACUUAUGGGACUAGCUCCAGAGAAGGUUUUGCUUAAAUGGAUGAAUUUCCAUCUCAAGAAAGCAGGCUACGAGAAAACUGUGACAAAUUUUUCUUCGGAUGUGAAGGUACGUAUUUGUUUGGAACUUCAUAUUCUGCUUUGGGGUGGUGGCAGUGGUGAUGUAAAUGUUCAGCUUGGCACAGUGAAAGAACCUCUACUGCAGUUAAGUGUGUGUUGUUUGGGUUAUAAUCCUUAUAAGGAGAUUAUAAUGAGAGGAGUAAUGAGUCCCAUGAAAUGUGUGGAUAAUAAGAAUGGCUUGUCUACGGACAACAAAAAAAUCUCUUUUGCAGAGAUGAUGACGGAUGAUGAACUAAUAUCUAGAGAAGAGAGAUGCUUUCGCUUAUGGAUCAACAGUCUAGGAAUUACAUCUUAUGUCAAUAACUUGUUUGAGGAUGUUAGAAAUGGGUGGAUCCUUCUGGAAGUGCUGAACAAAGUUUCUCCAGGAUCUGUCAACUGGAAGCAGGCAACCAAACCUCCUAUAAGAAUGCCAUUCAGAAAAGUAGAGAAUUGUAACCAAGUCAUUAGAAUAGGGAAGCAGUUGAAGCUUUCCCUAGUCAACGUAGCUGGGAAUGAUUUUGUACAAGGGAAUAAGAAACUCAUACUUGCUUUCCUUUGGCAGUUAAUGAGGUUCAAUAUGCUUCAACUCUUGAAGAACUUAAGAUCCCGUUCUGAAGGAAAGGAGUUUUCUGAUGCUGAUAUACUGACUUGGGCUAACAAAAAAGUGAAGCAUUCAGGCAGAACAUCUCAAAUGGAAAGUUUUAAGGACAAGAACCUUUCAAGUGGAUUAUUCUUUCUUGAGCUUCUCAGUGCAGUUGAGCCACGAGUUGUUAAUUGGAAUCUCGUUACCAGGGGUGAAAGUGACGAGGAGAAGAAGCUGAAUGCUACUUAUAUAAUCAGUGUUGCCAGGAAGCUUGGCUGUUCCAUCUUCUUGUUGCCUGAAGAUAUCAUGGAGGUAAACCAAAAGAUGAUCCUUACUCUUACUGCAAGUAUAAUGUAUUGGAGUCUUCAGCAACCUGUGGACGAGCAGUUGUCCCCAUCACCUGCUGCUUCUAGUCGUGGUGCAUCACCCGAACCUUCCAUUGAUGCCAUUCCAUCUCCUGUUGCAACUGCCUUUUCUCAUGGAUCACCUUCACCUUCAACUAAUGGCACUCCAUCCCUGGAUUUUGCCACCACUCCCAGUUCAUCCCCCGGGCUUCCUCUUAAUGGUUCUUUUGCCAAUGAUGCAACUGCUCCUCCUGAGGUAUCCCCGCCACCAUCCUUGAGAGGAGAAGACAGCUCGCUUGCAGCUGAAGUAUCAAAUGUGAUCAUUGAUGACGCAGACUCUGACACUACGACCUCCGGUCCACUAGUAGAGGAUGCAGCCUCCGACACCUCUACAUCUAUUGCACAAGUAGAAAAAGAGGAUACAGAAUUACAAAGUGAGCUAUAGUUGCUUGGCAAAUGCAUACAAUAAGAAUAUGUUUUGUAGGUCAGUUUGAUGGAACUUUUAAGCCCGUCUUUGUCAAGUUAUACGUACAGAGAAGCGCUGAGGUACAAAAAUGUUUCGACUUUCAAGAAAAUGUUUUUUUUAAUUAUUAUUAAUUUUCAAUUUUUGCAAGGAAAAUCACAUUUUUAAUAUAUGAAAUAUUUAUUAUAAACAUGUAAAAAAAAGAUAAAGCACAAGUGUAAGAUCUAGUGAAGUAGUCAAAUAAUAACAGUUUGGUGGCAGAAUUUACUGUGUACUUCUCAACAUAUGGAUGUGUCUGAUCGUGUAUUGUGAUUUUGAUACACCUUUUCUUGUGUUA